UCUAUGAAGUGCUUUAUCUCAAUAGAAAUGUAUAUAUAGUUUCCUUGUCACACUGAAACUAUGCUGGUGUAUUUAUAUUUUGUUUUUAAGACAUGCAUGGGCGGAAGGGUUAGAGUCUUUUAAAGAGCCAUAUAUCAAGUAUAUAUGUCCAACUGCCCCUACAAUACCUGUGACACUGAAUAAUGGCUACAGAAUGCCAGCAUGGUUUGAUAUUGCAUCAUUAUCUUUUUCUGGUGGUGAGGAUGAACCUGGAAUCACUAGCUCAUCCAAACAAAUACAAACGCUUAUUGAAGAAGAAGUGAAAUCUGGAAUUGAUCGCUCAAGGAUCAUCAUUGGUGGCUUCUCACAAGGGGGCGCUGUUGCAUUGUACUCUGCUCUGACUAAUCCACAACCUAUAGGCGGGGCAGUUUGUCUGAGUAGCUGGCUACCUCUUCAUGCAUCAUUUCCAGAUGCUUGUAAGGGUAACAAAACUUUUCCAAUCCUUCAGUGCCAUGGUGAUUCUGAUCCUAUGGUAAAUUACACAUAUGGACAAAUGACUGCUGCUGUAGUAUCUAAGAUGUGCUCAAAAUACACUUUUACGACAUAUCCUGGUCUAGGGCACAGUUCAAACCCAAGGGAAAUGAUAGAUGUGAAGAACUUUAUCUCCAAAACUUUACCACCAAUUCCCUAGAAUAAUCCUGUGAUGUCAACUUAAUAUACUUAUCAAUUUCACAUCAGGAAAUAUUAAGGAUACAAAAAGCUGUCUCCUCUAGGCCUAUCGUUGUGUCAUCAAGUGUAAGGACUGCAGUCAAGGAUGCCACAGUGGUGGAAAAACAGUGUUUUUAAUUAAUAUCUACUUGAUGUGUUCUCUUUGUUUAUUAUAAAUUAUAUCUAUGGGGUACUCAGUGUGCUUACUGAAAACUUAAGUUAUCCAUAGUAACUAAGUAUAUACGGAUCAGACCAGAAAAACCGAUUGUGUUGCUCAAGCCCAACCAAUUGAAAAUCUGAAAAUAUAGAGUCUGGUGUUUUUUUUUUGACAAAAUUAUAUUUUGUUUUUACAAAGGAUGAUAUUUAGUACUUACUUCUUGGUAUUUGCCAUUUCAUGGCCAGAAUAUCUGACUGCCCUUUAUUGAGAACACCUGACAAAGUCACUGCUUGAUUUUCGUUUAAGGAAGGCAGAGAUCAAGAGGUGUUUUGCAAUGUUUUAUUAACUUAUAUUAAGUUAUGUGAAGUAUUGUUAACAUAUUUAGUAAUCAACAUUCUAUUUAAAAAAACCUUACCAAAAGAUUUUUGCCCUAACAGAAGUACAUGUGGUGAGUAAUUUUAUUGGUUGAUUAUGAACCUAGGCCUUUUUAUUGAAAAAAAAAAAUCUUGGCCAACUGACUGACUCCUUUUCAAAAUUAUGUAAAAGUACUUGGGCAACACAACGUUUUUUUAGGUCUAUGUGUGUCUACGGUAAGCUGAGAUUAUCUAGCGUUAAAAUGUUGAAUUGAGUCUGUGUUGAACAGAUGCUAUGUGCAAGGUUAACUAUGUGCUUCUAUUGUGUGCUGUGUUGAUUACAGCAUCUUUAACCUAUGACCUUAAAAACUUUAGUUUUUAUUGUUAUUUCUCAAAUUGAUAUAGUGUAAUUGUGAAGUACUUGAAGACAUUUUUUGCCCAAAUUUUAGAAACAGAACUUAAUUAAUCCGGGUAAUUAGGUGUUAAAUAUAUACAGUUGAACUUGCCUUUUGAAGUCGAAUCCAAAAUGACAUUGAAAAAUUGUUUGACUUAGAUAAAAUUUGACUUACAGAUUGUUAAAUAGUGGAUAACACACCAAUUUGGGAUGUAAAAUAAGACCGACUCAGAAAUUAAUCGACUUAGGCGAAGUCAACUUAAGCAAGUUUAACUGUAAUUACUGUAGAUAUUAUCUACGUACAUAGACCUAUAAUGUUUUUGUAAAUUUAAAUAAGACCUACAUUCAUUUGUUUUUUUUUGGGUGGUUGUUGCUACCACAAAAGUAUAAUGUUUACAACAAGAAUGUAUAAAAAAAUAAGGAAAGACUAUUCAAGGGACUAUGCUGAUGACUAGGUAAUCCAAUAUUCCUAACUAACUGAUACACACUCUUAAAACUAGGCUCUGUAAGAAAAUGGUGUUGGUAUUUUUACACAAUGUCUAAGAUUAUUUAUUAGUAUAACAUACAGUACCAACUUUUUCCAUGUGAUUGACUUUUAGGUUAUGUACAAAUAAUCAUCAAAGAAAGGUAAAUACAGUGUUCGAACAAAGGACAUAAUAAUAUGUUGCAUGCUUCAUAAAGAUAAUGUUAUCUCAGUGAUUACAAUGUAUUAUAACAUUAUCAACAACACGGUUGUACAAUAUAUACAUAUGGUAUUAAACAUUUCUCUGUAGUUUAGCUGAACUUGGCUACUUAUAACAUGUUACUCGGUAGCCUACCACGUAAUCGGUAAAACUGUUUUACCUGUACAGUGUAUAUAGACAUUUAUAUACGAUCUUGUUACCAAAGGAGGCAAAGGCACUUGGAAAGGUCUCGGGCAGUAAUUCACAAUCAGUGGCAUAUCUAGGGGUGUGUGGGGGACUUCCCAAAAAUAGCUCGAAGCCAAAACAUUACACUCUAGUAGUUCAAAAUUACCUUAUUUUGAGAACUAGCCUCACCUAAUCAGUCUCCCCGUUUCAAGACUCCGAGAUGCACCACUGUGCACUAUGCACACCAAGUGGCAGCACUUUUAGGGGAUAAGAGGGUAUAAUUUAAGGUGAAAGGUUGUAACAAGACAUUUUUAUUGGAUUUUACAUAAUAAUAAUAAAAAUAAUAAUGUCAUGUGUUUCAACAGCUCGUCAUACCCGAUUAGUUGUGCCCAUGAAAAAAUCUCUGCUUUCAUUAUGUAGUUACAUUGUACAGAUAAUUAUGUAAUGCAUUGUUUCAUAAGUAUGUCUUUCUAUCCUUGUCUGAUAAGAAGAUGAAAUGCUUUCACAUAAACUCAAACCUUUCAUUUUGUUUAAAAUGUUCAAUAAAUCAACAUAUUUGUCAACUCA
Messenger RNA from Anneissia japonica, 3006 nucleotides. RefSeq names its product acyl-protein thioesterase 2-like. The record is from RefSeq and is a predicted model, not a curated record. The transcript has 5 exons. Gene Ontology annotation, molecular function: palmitoyl-(protein) hydrolase activity; carboxylic ester hydrolase activity. Gene Ontology annotation, cellular component: cytoplasm. NCBI's taxonomy places the organism in Eukaryota, Metazoa, Echinodermata, Crinoidea, Comatulida, Comatulidae. Gene Ontology annotation, biological process: protein depalmitoylation. The coding region runs from base 194 to 670 and encodes 158 amino acids.